Molecule: messenger RNA, 6806 nt
Organism: Pygocentrus nattereri (red-bellied piranha)
Lineage: Eukaryota; Metazoa; Chordata; Actinopteri; Characiformes; Serrasalmidae
Product: von Willebrand factor A domain-containing protein 5B2
Exons: 22
Coding region: 423-4403 (1326 amino acids)
Source: RefSeq, a predicted model, not a curated record
UCAUGACCGGGUCGUUAGCUCUUAUUGAGCUCGUGGUCAGUGUCAAUUAAGCAGGACACACCGGACACAGAGCAGACGGCGCUGUGAUCUCUGUCUGCUGCUGAAACUUGUUGCAGUCUGUGGUGUGAAAUGCACAUUAGCCUGUGUGUAAGGGCAUCAGUGACGGGCCGCUGCUCUUACUGCUGUGUUCUCCACUCCUGUGGUGUCGUUGGAAGCGCCGUGUGGCCAACCAGCUGCUGCUCGACGGCUUUCAAAAUCCUCUAAACUCCGAAGCGUGAACUGAACGAAAAGCGGUCUCCGGUGCGCGUGCACUCGCGCGUGCGUAAUCGCGCGCGGUGGCGAGGAGUGACCGCAGCAGAAAGGACAGAAACCUGCAACACGCCGGCAGCGCUGCUGAGAAAGAGAGACAGCUCAUCAAGAGGAUGCCGGGUUUGAGGAACCGUGCCACAUGGGCUCCACUCUUGCUGAAGAGCUCCCGCAUCACUUCCUGUGCCAAUGGCUGUUCACUGGGCAUCACAGCACACCUGACAUACGCUAACACUGAAUCUGAACCUGUGGAGGGGCUGUUUGUGUAUCCACUCAGUGAGCGGGAGGUGGUGGUGGGUUUCGAGGCGCUGGUCUCUGGCAGACUGCUGAGUGUGGAGCUGCAGAGCCGGGGGAAGCUGGACGACUGCUGUCUGGACUGCUGUCCAGGAUCAGCCUUCAACAGCCAAUGUGGGCACAGCAAGGAGUGGACCUGCUGUGGGGGAAACAGCCUGGACAUACAGUGCUGUAACGGUCACCUCCUGCUGGAUGAGGAUCUGGAGCGGACCACUUUCAUCAUAGGCACAGGACUCAUCGCUCCUAUGGAGAUGGUGUCAGUGGUCAUCAGCACCACCCUAGAGCUCCCCACAUUAGAGAAUGGCGCGAUCCACCUGAUCUACCCUACAGUGCUCACUCCUAUAGUCAGAGCCAGGAUGCAACCAACCAAAAGUGAAAAUGGUGGAAGAUCAGAGGAGACAAAUGCAACCAGGUGUUUUGGAGUGUCUGGUAAGCAGGAGAAGCUGCUGGAGGUUAAUGAACAGUGUGCACAUGCUCUGUUCUCCAGCCCUGCAACCAACCUUGCCCCAUAUGAGCUCAACUUCCAGCUGCUGGUCCGUGGGGCUUGUCUACUAGCAGGUCUAGAGAGCCCGACCCAUGCCCUGCGUGCAGAUGCGGAGCCCAGCGCUCAAUCAGCCUCUGCCACUUACAUCACCCUGGCUGAGGAUCACCCAUAUGACCGACACCUGGAGAUCAUACUGCACCUGAGCGAGCCUCAUAGUCCACUGGUUAUCCUGGAGAGGGGCCGACUAACCUUCAGCCAGUACGAGCAGCAGAUUAGUGCCCGCCGUGAUUUCAUUCGCUGUGUACGCAAGGAAGCAGAGCCUGAGAAGAAACUGGAGUUCAUGAGGAAGCGUUAUCAUACGGAUGUGCUGAGUAACCCGGUACUGAUGCUGAACUUCUGUCCUGACCUUUCGUCUGAGCCGCUGGAGCUGCAGCAGGCCAGCAGAGAGCUGCUGUUUCUCAUCGACCACGGCGCCAAUGUCACACAGCACACAAUCAACAAGAUCAAGGAAGGUAUGCUGGUGGCCGUUAAGAGCCUUCCUCAUGGUACCAUGUUAAAUGUUGUGGGCUUUGACUCCUCUGUAAAGCCUCUCUUUGCCUCCAGCAAGCCCUGCACUGAUAGCACUCUGGCCCAGGUAUUGGAUUAUAUCCAGAGGCUGCGUGCAGAUCAGGGUGCCACCGACCUGUUGGGAGCACUAUCCUGGGUCUACCGCCAGCCUGUCCAUCGCAGCUGCCCUCGGCAGCUCUUCAUCCUGACCGAUGGCUCAUUGGGCAGUGUCGGUCGAGCACUGGAGCUGGUCAGGAGGAACACCUGUAAUGCCAGGUGUUUUGGACUGGGUCUCGGGCCACGGGCCUGCAGAAGGCUGCUUCAGGGCAUUGCCAAGAUGACGGGGGGAAAUGCAGAGUUCCACUGUGAAGAAGAGAGACUGCAGCCAAAGCUGAUAAAGUGUCUGAAGAAAGCUCUGGAGCCAGCGCUGACAGAUGUGCGCAUUGACUGGUAUGUGCCAGACAACAUGGAGGCUCUGCUUUCGCCCAAUGAGAUUCCACCGCUCUACCCAGGGAAUCGCCUGAUAGGCUACUGCACUCUCUAUGAUGUAUCUGCAUUCAAAGUUAAGAAGAAUGAAGUAAAGAGUCAUGGAUACAGGCCUGCCCCACGGGGCUCUGUGGGGUCAGUAUUUGAGCUGUCCCCUGGAUCAUCCGAGCUGCUGCAGCCCUUGGUGCCGGCAAGUGAGCGAGAGGCAGCAGAGGAGGGAGAGAUUGAGGAUGUACUAAGAGAAAUUUCACAAGAAAUUUCCUCUGAGUUCUCCUGUGCUCCAGCUACGGACAACACCAGCAACUCCGUCACUGACCAGGACUAUAUAGUGAGUGAUGUGCGCUGGCGGAUGGAGCAGGCAUCAUAUGUGCAGGAGCAGUACAUGUUGACCCGCUGCUCUCUGAGCAGUGAGAGGGGGCUGGCCUCUUUCUCUUCUCCAUCAGAGGGUCUCUCUUUGAGCAUGGACACUGGCUCACUCCCACAGGGCCUGGAGAGGGUCCAGCCACAGGGGAGGGGGCUCUCACGCUGGGAGUCACCGUGGCAACAGACCGCCACCUCCUCUGUGGAUACAGAACCUGAGAAGGGAGUCCGGCUGUCAGAUCGAGAGGAGUGUGUGCGCAGACAGAAGGCUCUAGCACGCUGUGCUCUGGCCAGCCGCAGUUUCUCGUCCCCACAGGGUGACCUGGACAUGCACUGCCUGCGGAGGGCGCUGGAGAGAGUGUCCUUUGAGCAGACUGUUGGAGGCAAACUGGAUGAGAACGACAUAGAGACACACAACACACCCCAAGCUCUGUCUCUUACAGACUCCAAUGGUCUCCUGUUUCCUGCCUCUCCAUUGGACUGGGACAGCUUCACUGAUCCUGAGGCUCUUUUUGCACCUACCCCUGCAGGUGACUCUCAGGCUGGUCAGGCCUCGUGUCGCUCUGUCAUCCACGGCCUGUUGGGUGCCCGGCCUGUAUCCUGGGAGGUGGCUGUGGACCUCUCUACGCUGUGGGCCACUGAGAGCCCCCCACGAGGCCACUGGGAUGAAAUCAUCCACCAACUCACUGCCCGCUCAAUCAUCAGAGACUUUGAGAACAUGGCUGAGAAAGAGACAGACAUAGAACACGGGUCAUAUAAGCGAUAUCGUAUGAAGGCCAUCCAGACCAGCAAAAGCUGUGGGAUCAUCUGCAUGUACACCGCCUUUACUACUACUGACACCAGCCCCAAGAAAACACUGUCAGAAGCCACCAACAGUCGAUACACAGGUGUGCGUUUUGGGAGCAGACGCAGUACCAGCAGCAAGAGACAGAGAACGCUCUCUGUUGGGUUCGGUCGCAGACCAUCAAACAGGGACAGUGAGGAGAUAGAUGACAUUCAUACCUCCACAGACAGAGACAACACACCAGCUUCUCCACGCAGCCUGGCAUCUUGGGACAGCAGUGUUGGUAGGAAUGUGUGUCCUGGCAGUCCUUCUGCUGCUUCGUCCCGUUCUCAACGGUCCAUCGAGAGCAGAUCGGUUGAAAGCUUCUUCACCACCAGGUUUAACCUGGGCAGACUCAGGUCCAGCCACAGCUCAGGAAGGCAAACUCCUCUCAAACCACAGUGCCUGUCUGCCGAAUCAGACACAUAUACAGACUCCAUAUCACCCGACUCUCUGCCUCUGGUGCGUCUGCAGCUGGCCUCGGGUGCGUUCCUGUUGUGUGAGUCGUUCUCAGAGUGCAUUCACAUUCCUCUGGAUCGUCUGAAGAGGGCAUCUCCUUACCUGAGCCACCGCAGCAGCCUGAGCCCACCAUACCGCUGCAUCUCACCUCCUGGCACCCGCCCCAUUGCCCCCUACAGGCCUAUGGACCACACUAGCACCCACCAGCCUCACGCCAGCCUACGCCGUUACUAUGAUAACGAGCCCCUCACCGUUUUUUCUGACCCAGAGGAGGGGUCUCCAGAACCAGUGGGAGGCAUCCUGCAGGCAGAUAGUGGGCGUGGCUCUGAGACAGACAUGUGUGAGGGCUCUCCACUGGAGGGGGUGGACCCUCAUGGGGAAGAACUGGCACAGCUAGAUGUGGAAAGCUCCAGCUGGGCUACAGCACUGGCUCUGGCCUGGCUGGAGCACCACUGUGCUGGCUACUUUGUGGAAUGGGAGCUAGUGGCUGCCAAGGCUGAUUUUUGGCUCAAAUGUCAGUCACUGCCAGAGGGUGUGGACCUGCCAGGGCUCAGGGCAGCUGCAAGACAACUGUUCCUAUUGCUCCGCCACUGGGAUGAGAAUCUGCAACUCAACAUGCUCUGCUACAAUCCAAACAACAUGUGACAGAAACCUCCAACUGCUAGGACCCAAAUGUAAUGGAAACAGUGACUCGACAUUCCACUAGAACCCAGGUAUGUGGCAGAACCUCCAACACCACAUGGUCUGCUAGAAACCAAGCAAGUAAGAUGGAACCACUGACUCCACAUGGUCUGCUAGAACCCAAACAACAUAUGAUGGAAUCUUCUACUCCAUAUGGUCUGCUGGAGUCCAAGCCCCACAUGAUGGAACCUCCAACUUCACAUGCUUUGCUAGAACCCUAACAGCAUCUGGCAGGACCACCAACUCCACGUACUCUCCAAGAUCCCAAACAAUAUAUGACAAAACCUCCAACUCCACAUGCACUGCUAGAAUCCAAACACCACAUGAUAGAACCUUCAACUCUGCACGCUCUGCUAGUAACCAAACAGCAUAUGAGAGGACAUUGAACACCACACAAUAUGAUGGAAUCUCCAACUCCACAUGCUCUCCCAGAACCCAAACAACAUAAUGACAGGCCCUCUUACACCACAUUCUCUGCUAGAAUGCAAACAACAUAAUAGAAUUUCCAACUCUACAUUAUCUGCUAAAACCCAGACAACACAUGAUGGAACCUCCAACUCUACUUGGUCAACAAGAACCCAAGAUUGUACAUACAAUGCAAUAUCUGUUUACAGCCCAGCAAGACAUACUAAUUCCUCCUAGCAUGUCCUAUCAGACCAAAUUGGCUUAUUCUGUAAUUCUAUGUGAACCACUGAUCCUGGUCUAACUCUCACAGAAACUCUCUGUACUUGUAUGAACAGGGAUAACAGUGAUGACAUCCCAAGGACUUUUAUUCAAGCAAUAGUAAGGGCUCCAAUUUCAUAAACGUUCCCUUGUCUUAGAACAGUGGCCACCAACCCUGGUUAAAGAGGUCUUACUUUAUGGAGUCUAGUUCCAACCACAAUCUGCCAAAUGUCCUCCAGGUACUGAACUUCUUCAGAACUUGCUGAUUGGUUGGACCUUAUGCAUUAGUGCUGGGUAAAGGAAUGGAGUGGGGGUGAAGGGUAAAGGGAAGAAGGAGGGUUGGUGACCUCUAUACUAUACAUUAUUCUGCCUUUUAAGCCAUUUCUAAUGAAUGUAAAGAACUUGUAGUGUGCACGAGUAAUCAAAUACCCGGUUAAACUUUCCAGGUGCCAGUGUUUGAAUACUGAAAUCACUAUCUGAGUGUUCAUUAUGCUGCAUUCCAGGAAGUCAGGGGAAAAUACAGCAUUGAAAAACAGAAAAGGGAGGAAAAGAGGAAAGAUCCAUAGCAGCAGGGAAAUGACUUCUUAUGAUACUUUGGUACUGACUAAAGACUUUUUUUGUUGUUCUCCACUGUUCACUUUAUGUCCAUAUAUUAACUUCUAGACAUUCAGAAUGCACAUUGAAACCAUGGGACAUACUAAACUGCAGUUUCAGCUACUCCCUGCUCCAUCACAUCUAGUUCUCAUCCAACUUAUCAGCCAGUUUUCAAGCCCUUCAUGAGCUGGAUCCUGGGUGUUGGAGAAGGUAAUACUUGAAACCGAUAAGGUAGUGGGUUCCCAGGAGUUGAGAGAGAGAGAUAAAAUCCAUGAAAUGACUAGAGCCUCUAUCUGCUCCAAGAGGUGGGGCCACUUCAUAGUGAACUGUCUUUAGUAGCUCGCUCCAAUCAAUUCUGCAAGAUGCUGUGAGUAUUCAAGUUGCAUUCCACAGAUUUUUCCAAGUUGUUGAGAUGUAAAGUCAGUUGAAGUGGUCUGUUGUGGAAUGGUUCAGAUGGUUAUAGAGAAACUGAGAAGCUUGAUGACAUUGAUUUCUUUACAAUAUUAGUGAUAGGAACCAGAUGUUAUAUCUACAUGAAAUUGAUAGAUUGAAAUGACUUUCUGUGGUGGAGUGUUUGGUGGUAUGAAACUCUAAAUGUCUGGUUCCUGUCACAGUAAAUUGAACAAUUCUGCCUCAGCAAGUUUCUUUGGAAUGGAGCAUUUAAAACUAAACCACUCAGAAGGAUUUUGUUGGUAUUGUAACUGCUUAAUUAUACAGAAGGUUUGAAAAAUCUGUGGAAUUAUUAUUCUUUAAGGAACUGACUUGCCCGUUGCUUUCAGAGACUGCCUGUCUGGGCACUUUUAUUGCUGUUUCUGUCACCUUUCCUGCUGCUGGAUGCUUCUUUGUAUUGUCAUAAUUGACAUUUGUGUAAUAUUGAGUGGCUUCUGUUGGAUGUAUCUAGUUUAGAUGCUGCUGCUUUUAUUUUCUUUUUAAAUUUUCCAUAUGACAAGUUGCUAAAAAGGAUGUUCUAAAAAAAAAAACGAGUCACAGGGUAAGAUGAGGUCAGGCACUGUAUUACCUUUUGAUGUCGGUGGCUGUAUUGAGAAAUGCUGUAAAGUCUUCAAACUGAUUGAUGCCUUAGAUCCUGCAAUAAAGCUUUUUUCAAAUGUG